Molecule: messenger RNA, 2795 nt
Organism: Toxorhynchites rutilus septentrionalis
Lineage: Eukaryota; Metazoa; Arthropoda; Insecta; Diptera; Culicidae
Product: ATP-dependent RNA helicase DDX42
Exons: 5
Coding region: 146-2602 (818 amino acids)
Molecular function (GO): RNA binding; ATP binding; RNA helicase activity
Source: RefSeq, a predicted model, not a curated record
CCAUUCAACUGUCAAAGAGAAAAACUGGGAUUACCAGCGGUGCAGUGGCAUCUAUUGAUUUUUGGAAAAGUGGAUAAAGUUGUAAUAAAUCUCUUGUAGAGUGACAAUUUGCCGUGGAUUGUACCCUACAUGCGUACCCUACAAAAUGAGUGGAAGUAAUCGUGGAAAUUUCAGUUUCUCAUUGCGACGUCCGGGCCAGCUUUCGGGCGCAUUCUCGGGCCGACCGCAACAACAGCAGCAAUCACAGCAACAGCAACAACAACAACAACAGAAAAGUUUCUCUUUAAAUGCUGUUCCUCCGCCGAGUUCGUUAUGCGGACGAGGAUCUGGGUUUGCGCCACCCAAAUCCUUCAACCCGGACAGUGGAGUAUCAAAACACGGCUACCAUACGAUGGAUGCCAUCGCAGCUUACUCAAAUCCUUCUUCACAAUAUACGCUGUUCAAGAGACGCGGUAAAACUGAAGACGACUACUUCGAGGAAGAGGAAGAGCCGGCUCCCCAGCUGGAAUAUAUUCCGGCACCAGGUUCUCCCUCGGCAAGUGGAUCGCAAGAUAACAAACGAGCCGGUAAUAAAUCGGAUGAUAACGACGAAGAUGAUGAGGACGAUGCGGAUCCGUUAGAUGCGUUCAUGGCUGGAAUCGAAGCCCAGGUAGAGCGGGAGAAGAAAAAGAUCCCGUUGCCGAAUGUUGAUCCGAAGAAAGGGGUCCGGCAUGACAUCGACGACGAGGACAAUGAGGAGAGUUACUAUCGUUAUAUGGAGGAAAACCCAAAUGCUGGCGUUCUGGACGGGGAUGGUUCCGACGCAGAGCUGGAGUACGAUGAGGAUGGAAAUCCUAUUCCGCCUGUAAGGAAGCGCGACAUCGAUCCUCUGCCACCGAUCUACCAUUCGGAAAUCGAGUACGACAAAUUCGAGAAAAAUUUCUAUAUUCCACACGAAGACAUUCUUGGUUUGAGCGUGAUAAAGACCGAAGAGUUGAGGAAGAAAUUGGGCGUGAAAGUGAGCGGUCCACUUCCGCCGGCACCGGUUACCAGUUUUGCGCACUUCGGUUUUGACGAAUCGCUCAUGAAGGCCAUUCGUAAGUCGGAAUACACGCAACCGACGCCGAUCCAGGCGCAAUCCGUUCCGGCUGCACUGAGUGGUCGUGAUAUCAUUGGUAUUGCCAAAACGGGCAGUGGUAAGACGGCUGCUUUCCUGUGGCCGAUGUUGGUUCAUAUUAUGGACCAGAAAGAGCUCGGGCCUGGGGAUGGUCCAAUCGGGCUGAUAUUGGCGCCAACUCGAGAACUGUCGCUACAGAUUUAUCAGGAAGCGAAGAAGUUUGGAAAGAUUUAUAACAUCAGCGUGUGUUGCUGCUAUGGUGGCGGGUCGAAAUGGGAGCAAAGUAAAGCUCUGGAACAGGGGGCGGAGAUUGUGGUGGCCACCCCUGGUCGCAUGAUUGAUAUGGUCAAAAUGAAAGCGACCAAUUUGAAACGUGUAACAUAUUUGGUGCUGGAUGAAGCGGAUAAAAUGUUUAAUAUGGGCUUCGAACCCCAAGUUCGUUCCAUCUGUAAUCAUGUCCGCCCGGACCGGCAAACGUUGCUAUUCAGUGCGACUUUCAAAAAACGAAUCGAACGAUUGGCUCGUGAUGUACUGACCGAUCCGGUAAGGAUCAUGCAUGGUGAUCUAGGUGAGGCUAACCAAGACGUUACUCAGCAUGUUAUCGUGUUCCAUAACCCAACGCACAAAUGGAGCUGGCUUUUGGAGAAGAUGGUUCAGCUUCUGUCUGAAGGAAGCGUGUUGAUUUUCGUAACGAAGAAAGCUGAUGCUGAUCAGGUUGCGAAUAAUCUCAAAUUGAAAGAAUACGAUCCGGUAUUGUUACACGGUGACAUGGAUCAAGCGGAUCGUAACACAGUAAUCACUCAAUUCAAGCGUCGCGAGGUGGAUAUAAUGGUGGCUACCGACGUGGCAGCUCGUGGUCUCGAUAUUCCCCACAUUCGGAAUGUGAUUAACUAUGAUAUUGCCCGCGAUAUUGAUACCCACACCCAUCGUAUCGGUAGAACCGGUCGCGCCGGCGAGAAAGGCACCGCGUACACAUUGGUGACGGAUAAGGAUAAAGAAUUCGCGGGGCACUUGGUGCGGAAUCUGGAGGGUGCUAAUCAGGAGGUUUCGGAUGAGCUGAUGAAACUUGCCAUGCAGAGUUCAUGGUUCCGAAAUUCACGAUUCAAGCAAAACAAUAAAGGUAAAAAUAUGAACGUUGGCGGGGCGGGCCUUGGUUUCCGUAGCCGACCGGUCCCAAGUGGUCCACUGAAACCAUCUGAUGGAUCGUCUUCUUCCUCGGCGGAUGCUGGCGGUGGCGUAAAUACCACCAGUAAAGGACCAGCAACGGAUCGAUUCACCGCAAUGCGAGAAACGUUUAAAGCACAAUACAAUGCACAAUUCAAAGCAUCUUCCGAUCGAACCUGGGAGAACACGAUCCCAGAGGGAGGAGUGUUUGCGAAGCCGGCAAUGCAAGGCUUCGUAGCGGCAUCAUGUGACGAUCAGAAGGGUCGUCCGGAACAGCAGCAGGAGCAUCAGCAACAAGAAGGCGAGGAAAGACCGAGAAAGAAGAAAAGCAGGUGGAAUUAGGUAAUUCAUCGGAAGGUUAUUUGCAUAUAGGACAAAAUCGAAUGCGACUCCGUCAUAGUUUCUGUGUCUCCAUGUUUCUUGGUAUGAUUUGAAAAGUUCGAAGUGUCAGUUCUGUGCACUCAAUUCCGCGUAUGAUACGAUAAUGGCGUAUUAUCGGUGUUUAGAAUACAAAAUAAAUAAUUCUCCAGGAUCA